GGCGGACCGGGGCCGCCAUGGGGCCGGCGGGAGGUCGGUCCGGCUUUUACGUGGGGCUGGGGCUGGCUUUGGCUUCCAGCGCCUUCAUCGGGGGCAGCUUCAUCCUGAAGAAGAAGGGGCUGCUCCGGCUGUGCGGCCGCGGUCGCCCCAGGGCAGGGCACGGAGGACACGCGUACCUGCGGGAGUGGCUGUGGUGGGCAGGGCUGCUGUGCAUGGGAAUUGGAGAAGCAGCAAAUUUUGCUGCCUACGCCUUUGCCCCUGCAACGCUGGUAACUCCGCUGGGUGCUCUGAGUGUCCUCGUUAGUGCGGUUCUGUCUUCCACCUUCCUGAACGAGCAGCUGAAUGUUCAUGGCAAGAUUGGCUGUGUCCUAAGCAUUCUGGGCUCCACAGUGAUGGUAAUCCACGCUCCCCAGGAAGAAGAGGUUUCCAGCCUGGAGUCAAUGGCAGAGAAGCUGAAAGAUCCAGGAUUCAUUGUAUUUGCUGUGUGUGUCCUGGUGAGCUCCCUUCUGCUCAUCUUUGUGGCUGGACCCCGUUACGGACGGAGCAACGUCCUGGUUUAUGUUCUGGUCUGCUCCGCCAUCGGCUCACUUUCCGUAUCGUGUGUCAAAGGCUUGGGGAUUGCCCUGAAAGAACUGUUUGCUGGGAAGCCAGUCCUGAAAGAACCGCUGGGCUGGGUGCUCCUGGUGUGCCUGGUGAUCUGCAUCAGCGUGCAGAUCAACUACCUGAACAAAGCCCUGGACAUCUUCAACACGUCCGUGGUCACUCCCAUUUACUACGUGCUGUUCACCACAGCAGUCAUGACAUGUUCUGCCAUCCUCUUCAAGGAGUGGCAGCACAUGGUGCUAGACAACAUCAUUGGCACCAUCAGCGGCUUCCUCACCAUCGUGUCCGGCAUCUUCCUCCUUCAUGCCUUCAGAGACGUGCCCUUCAGCCCCGACCUCCUGCCCCUCUUCCUGCAGCAAGGCAGGGCAGACCUGCACACGGCUUGGAGGAGCACAGACAGACAUCAGUCGUGUCAGCACCAGCCUCUUCUGCCCUCUGAGGACAAAAGCUCUCAGAGCACAGAAGAGGAAGAAGGUGAAAGCGUAUGAGGAAGCUUCUGAAGUGCUGUCAGCUCCAAGCAGCGAGCAGCUCCUCCAUGCAGGGUUGAACUUGCUGCAUUGGAUGCUGCUAGGUACUUCUGUGCGUGCGGGAGCUAGCAGUUGCCUUCUGCCUGCCUUGGGUGUGUGAUCAGUGUGACCUCCCACUGUCUGGAAUCUGGCAGGGACUGCAGCCUCCUUCAUUGUUACAGACAUGAGUGUUGAGGACGGCCCUGCUGCCGGGACCCAGUGCCUCUUCAACUGUUCUUUUAUGAGCGAUUGAUCUGCCCUUGCCAGGACAUACGCUUCGGUUGCACAGAGGCCUGCAGCACUAACAGUGCUAACCCUUACUGAAGGCAAAGACUGCUCAUCUGGGGAAGCUUCCGAGCAUUUUUUUAAAGAGUACUUAGAUUAUUUUGUGACUGUUAAUCUUCUAACAUGGUGCUGAGAUGAUGUGGAUAGAAGACAAAAGUGCCUGGCCUUAAAGAUGACAUACCCAGAGUAGUACUUCAAAAAUCCUUCUGUAAACUGCUUGUUCAGCUCACUGUUAGAAUUUAUUUACAGGUUCACAUCCAAGAGCAGAAUACAGCCAAGACUGGAGAACUUCA
Gallus gallus (chicken) is the source of this 1687-nucleotide messenger RNA. RefSeq names its product magnesium transporter NIPA2-like. Gene Ontology annotation, molecular function: magnesium ion transmembrane transporter activity. Gene Ontology annotation, cellular component: membrane. Bases 18 to 1091 code for a protein of 357 amino acids. NCBI's taxonomy places the organism in Eukaryota, Metazoa, Chordata, Aves, Galliformes, Phasianidae. The record is from RefSeq and is a predicted model, not a curated record. The transcript is spliced from 5 exons. Gene Ontology annotation, biological process: magnesium ion transport.